This is a messenger RNA of Dissoconium aciculare CBS 342.82, 2812 nucleotides long. RefSeq lists its product as uncharacterized. The record is from RefSeq and is a predicted model, not a curated record. Lineage: Eukaryota; Fungi; Ascomycota; Dothideomycetes; Mycosphaerellales; Dissoconiaceae. Gene Ontology annotation, molecular function: lipid binding. Bases 13 to 2643 code for a protein of 876 amino acids. The transcript has 3 exons.
AAAACGGCCGUCAUGAGUUCCUCAAAGAGCGUUAACGUUCCCGUUGACCCCAAGGUCAAGGAGCGCGAUGUCAAUGCCAAGCUGCAAUUGUACGGCAUCUACUCCGCCUUCGCCCAGGGCAAGGUCCCCUCCAACAAGCAAAUCGACGUCGCGUUGAACUCGGCGCUCGAGUGGCAAUACCUCAACAAGCCCGACCCCAAGCUGUCCGCUGACGGCAAGAAGCUCGUCGCCGACCUCAAGGAUGUCAUCGAGCAGUCGAAGCUCCUCCUCCUCUCCAAGAACCACGGUGAUCUCCUCCAGGACUUCAUCUGGCAGACUCAGAAGAUCAGCGCCGCUGACGCGCCCAAUGUCAACACUCCCCUUGACAAGGACACCGCCCAGCAGCACGGUCAGCAGGCGCUCGAGGGUCUUCGCACUCUCGGAACGCUUCUCAUCACCAACGGUCAAUUCCGCAAGCUUUUGAGCGACGCCUCCGUCCUCAUCCGUGACAUCGCUGGCGAUGCCGCAGUCAACACCGCCAACGUAGUCAAGCCCAACGAGGACCAGCUUGCCACCCUCGACAAGCCUGCCGAGGACAACACCUGGCACGACGCCCCCGAUCUCUCCAAGGAGAAGAUCGCCAACCAGAUCAAGGCUGCUCUCCCUAUCGGCAAGAAAGACGUCGAUCAGGCGGUUGGUGACGCCUCAGCGGCUGCCCACCCCGACGGCUCGCGUGACCCCAACGCCGUCGCUGAGCAGGCCCAGAAGGACGCCAAGGCUGGCGGUCAAUCCGUUGACCCCGUCGCUGGUGCCAAGGCAGCCAAGGACACUCUGUUGAGCAAGGUUGACGACGACAAGGUCGAGGAGGCCAAGCAGAACGCCCGCGAGUACCGCGAGAAGACCCGCGAGUACUUCAAGGGCAAGUUCCCCAAGGACCGCCGGGAGCAGACCAUCUACCGCCUGAAGAAGAUGAUUGUCGAGAUUCAGGGACACUCCGACUACCGUCAAGCCAUUGACACCCUCCUCCGCCUGGCCGAGGAGUACGCUGGACACACUAAGACUAUCACCCAGCAGGGCACUGCCGCCGUCCAGGACACCCGCAGCAAGUCUCACUUGCAGCAGGCCGAGACUGACUUGAGGACUCUCCUCGAGCGUUUCGCCAACAGCACCUCGUUCGAUGACCUGUUUGCCUCCAUCAACCAGAUCUACACCGACGCGGACCGCGACCCUGAGCUCAAGAACUGGUUCAAGAGCAUCGAUGCUUUCAUCCGCAAGUCCCUCCAACAGCAGGGCUACGUCCUCCAGGACGAGUCCGAGGAGGAGUGGAACAAGCUCUACGACCACGGCAACUACCUUCUCCGCGAGAAGUACAAGGCCCACACCGACCGCGUCGCCGAUGAGUUCAAGUUCAUCGCCAACCAGUUCGAGGCCGACUCCCAGAACAAGAGCUUCGCUGCUGCCUUCGACCGUCUGUUCAAGGACCUCGGCAACGAUGACAACGGCAAGCCUGAGUUCAAGCCUCAUUUGGUUAAGGACUUGACCGAUGUCCUCCUCCCGGCCUUCUUCGAGAACGUCCGCUACAUCCCGAUCCCUCGCAUCGAGUACAGCGACCCUACCAUUGACGCCGUUGUCGAGAACCUCGUCAUCGAGGGUGACAACCUUGCCCCCAACCAGCUCGAGUUCGGCAGCGACAACUUCUGGCGAUGGGGCCGCAAGAACGUCGAGAGCUACAACAAGAACAAGGUUCUGUUGUCCGUCUCCGGCGUCCAGGCCGACCUGCGCGACGUCGCCUACUACGUCAAGAAGAAGGAGGGUUUCCCGGGUAUCACCGACAAGGGUGUCGCUGACAUCUUCCUCGGUGGCUCUGGCUUCAGCUUCAAGGUCGCCCUCGAGACUGCCGACAAGAAGGACCGCCAGCACUUCUUCAAGAUCACCAAGGUCUCCGUCGACGUCAAGAACCUCAACAUCAAGCUGAAGCAGUCCAACCACAAGCUUCUGUUCAGCAUCGCCAAGCCGCUCCUCACCAAGGUCCUGCGCCCCGUCCUGGAGAAGGUCCUCGAGAAGCAGAUCCGCGACAGCGUCAACCAGGCCGACGCCUUCCUCUACAGCAUCCAGAAGGAGGUCGACCGCGCCAUCGAGGAGGCCAAGAACAACCCCGACCCGGAGAACCUCCAGAACAUCUACCAGCGCUACGCCACCGCCUUCCAGCAGCAGAUCAACAAGGCCCAGCGCAAGAAGGAGGAGGUCAAGGCCUCGGCCGCCGACAAGGAGGUCAACAUCGCCGUCACCCAGCACGACAGCAUCUUCAAGCACAUCUCGCUGCCCGGCGGCAUCUCCUCCAAGGCCACCGAGUACCGCGACCUCGCCGCCAAGGGCGACAAGUGGGAGUCCCCCGUCUUCUCCAUCGGCUCCGCCUCCGCCACCACCAACCUCCCCAAGGCCGCCGACCCCGUCCGCAAGCCCCACACCGCCGGCGGCCAGGUCCUGACCGGCGGCCCCGCCGCCAGCUCCUCCGCCAGCUCCGGAGGCCUCGCCUCGGGCUUCGCCAGCACCACCGCCACGGACGGCAUCGCCAACCAGCUCGGCGCCGCCGGUCCCACCAGCCCGCCCGUCCUCCCCCAGGGCGCCAUCAACCCCAUCAUCGGCGCCGGCCAGACCCUCUAAGCGAUGACCGCUCGACGAUGAUGUGAAGGGAAGCGAGAAAGAGACGGAAGAAGCGGAAGUAAUGAACGCGAGAGCGAGAAAGAGAGAUUAAAGAAAAAAGUUUUCCUUUGUCGAAGAAGUUUUUUGAGAGCAGAUUGGCAUAUGAUACCACUACUACCCGAACGGUUGU